AUGGCCACCCUGAGCAAACAAGUCUCCGAACUUCAGGAGUUUGGCACCUCUGCCCAAAAGGACAUGGCCCAACUUCAAGGCGCAAUCCAUCCUGCUUCUCCUGCUGCCCCUGUGUACGACCCCGCUUCUUCUGCUGCCCCUGUGUACGACCCCGCUUCUUCUGCUGCCCCUGUGUACGACCCCGCUUCUUCUGCUGCCCCUGUGUACGGUCCCGCUCCUCCUGCUGCCCCUGUGUACGGUCCCGCUCCUCCUGCUGCCCCUGUGCACGCUCCUGCUCCUCCUGCUGCAUCUGUGUACGGUCCCGCUCCUCCUGCUGCCACUGUGUACGGCUCCGCUCCUCCUGCUGCCCCUGUGUACGGCUCCGCUCCUCCUGCUGCCCCUAUGUACGGCCCCACUCCUCCUUCUGCCCCUGUAUACCGCCCCACUCCUCCUGCUUCCCCUCUGUACGGUCCCGCUCCUCCUGCUGCCCCUGUAUACGGCCCCACUCCUCCUGCUGCCCCUCUGUACGGUCCCGCUCCUCCUGCUGCCCCUGUGUACUGUCCCACUUCCCCUGGAGCUGCCCCUGUCCCCGCUCCUCCUGCUGCCCCUCUGUACAGCCUCGCUCCUCCUGGUGCACCUGUGUACAGUCCCGCUCCUCCUGCUGUCCCUGUGUACAGCCCCGCUCCUCCUGCUGCCCCUGUUUAUGGCCCCGCUCCUCCUGCUGCCCCUCUGUAUGGUCCCGCUCCUCCUGCUGCCCCUGUUUACAGUCUUGCUCCUCCUGCUGCCCCUCUGUACGGUCCCACUCCUCCUGCUGCCCCUGUGUACAGUCUCGCUCCUUCCGCUGCCCCUCUGCACAGUCCCGCUCCUCCUGCUGCCCCUGUGUACGGCUCCGCUCCAACUGCUGCCCCUGUGUACGGUCCCACUCUUCCUGCUGCCCCUGUGUACGGUCCUGCUCUUCCUGCUGCCCCCGUGUACGGCUCCACUCCUCCUGCUGCCCCUCUGUACAGUCCAGCUCCUCCUGCUGCCCCUGUGUACAGUCCCGCUCCUCCUGCUGCCCCUGUGUACAGUCCCGCUCCUCCUGCUGCCCCUGUGUACGGUCCCGCUCCUCCUGCUGCCCCUGUGUACAGUCCCGCUCCUCCUGCUGCCCCUGUGUACAGUCUCACUCCUCCUGCUGCCCCUGUGUACAGUCUCACUCCUCCUGCUGCCCCUGUGUACAGUCCCGCUCCUCCUGCUGCCCCUGUGUACAGUCUCACUCCUCCUGCUGCCCCUGUGUACAGUCUCACUCCUCCUGCUGCCCCUGUGUACAGUCUCACUUCUCCUGCUGCCCCUGUGUACAGCCCCGCUCCUCCUGCUGCCCCUCUGUACAGUCCCGCUCCUCCUGCUGCCCCUGUGAACAGUCCCGCUCCUCCUGCUGCUCCUGUGUACAGUCCCGCUCCUCCUACUGUUCCUAUGUACGGUCCCUCUCCUCCGGCUGCCCCUGUGUACAGUCCCGCUCCUCCUGCUGCCCCUGUGUACAGUCCCGCUCCUCCUACUGCCCCUAUGUACGGUCCCGCUCCUCCUGCUGCCCCUGUGUACAGUCCCGCUCCUCCUGCUGCCCCUGUGUACAGUCUCACUCCUCCUGCUGCCCCUGUGUACAGUCUCACUCCUCCUGCUGCCCCUGUGUACAGUCCCGCUCCUCCUGCUGCCCCUGUGUACAGUCUCACUCCUCCUGCUGCCCCUGUGUACAGUCUCGCUCCUCCUGCUGCUCCCAUGCAUGGCUCCGCUCCUCCUGCUGCCCCUCUGUACAGUCCCGCUCUUCCUGCUGCCCCCGUGUAUGGUCUCGCUCUUCCUGCUGCCCCCGUGUACUGUCCCGCUCUUUCUGCUGCCCCCGUGUAUGGUCCUGCUCCUCCUGCGGCCCCUGUGUACUGUACCACUCCAUAA
Messenger RNA from Bufo bufo (common toad), 1899 nucleotides. RefSeq names its product basic proline-rich protein-like. Bases 1 to 1899 code for a protein of 632 amino acids. Lineage: Eukaryota; Metazoa; Chordata; Amphibia; Anura; Bufonidae. The transcript has 3 exons. The record is from RefSeq and is a predicted model, not a curated record.